CUACGGCACUAUCCAAUCAAGACGUAGAAUGAGUGGCCCCACAGAUAGCAAUUGGAAACAGACAAAUGGGCACUCAUGCAUUCCAUCUAACUGUAAAAUUCAAUUGCACCGGUGCUUUCUUUUACAACUAAACUUAGCUUGUUCCUUUCGUGCUCCGAUUUACCACGUUUUUUGUGGAUAAGUGAUGGAAUUUCAAAAAUUAUAAAUAAUAAUAUUUUCUAAAUAGUUAUUUGAUUUAAGUUUAAUCAUGGCACAUUAUAAUUUUAAAAAUAUUGUGUGUGUUCCAAAUGCAAAGGAAUUCACUGAUAUAAUUUUGUCAAAAACACAAAGAAAAACUCCUACUGUCGUCCACAAGCAAUAUAAGAUAUCUAGAAUUCGUCAGUUUUAUCUGAGAAAGGUUAAAUUUACUCAGCAAAAUUUUCAUGAUAAAAUAACCCAAAUUUUGACUGAUUUCCCAAAACUAGAGGAAAUCCAUCCAUUCUUUGCUGAUUUGAUGAAUGUUUUAUAUGAUAAAGAUCAUUACAAAUUAGCCUUAGGUCAAUUAAAUACUGCAAGACAUCUAAUAGAUAAGGUUGCUAAAGAUUAUGCAAGACUGCUUAAAUAUGGAGAUUCACUCUAUAGAUGUAAACUUCUUAAAAAGGCAGCUCUUGGAAGAAUGGCAACUAUAAUACGAGCACAAAAUAAAAAUCUUGCUUACUUAGAAGAAGUGAGACAGCAUAUAUCUCGUUUACCAUCCAUAGAUCCAAAUACAAGAACAUUACUUAUAUGUGGGUUUCCAAAUGUCGGAAAAUCAAGUUUUAUUAAUAAGAUAACUCGAGCAGAAGUUGAUGUUCAGCCAUAUGCUUUUACUACUAAGUCUCUCUUUGUUGGACAUACUGAUUAUAAAUAUUUGAGAUGGCAGGUUAUUGACACCCCUGGUAUUCUCGAUCACCCACUUGAAGAUAGAAAUACAAUUGAAAUGCAAGCUAUCACUGCUCUAGCUCAUUUGAGAGCAUGUGUAAUUUUCAUUAUUGAUCCCUCUGAACAGUGUAAUCAUUCAAUUGAGGAACAGAUAUCUCUUUUCAACAGUUUGAAACCCCUGUUUCUGAAUAAGCCUACAAUACUUGUUGCAAAUAAGAGUGAUAUCAUUAAAGUGAAUGAGCUUCCUGAAGAAAAACAGAAAGCUAUUUCAAAUGUAACUGAAGAAGUAAUAGAGAUGAGUACAUUGACUGGAGAUGGUGUUAUUGAAUUAAAAAAUUUAGCUUGUGAUAGGCUGUUAGAACAUCGUGUAGAAGUUAAGAAUAAAAGCAACAAAACAUCUAAAAUUAUGAAUCGACUAGAAAUUGCAAUUCCUGUUCCCAGAGAUAAUAAGCAUCGAUUACCUUUCAUUCCUGAAAAAGUUGUCCAGAAAAAGCAACAGAUGGAAACUGACCAAAAGAAAAAGCUUGAGAGAGAUCUUGAAGAGGAAUUAGGGGAUGAUUAUAUUUUAGAUCUCAAAAAAAAUUAUGUAAUAGAGGAUGAUCAGAAGUAUGAUAUUAUCCCUGAAUUGUGGGAAGGUCAUAACGUUGCCGAUUAUAUUGAUCCAGACAUAAUAGAGAAACUUAACAAGCUAGAAGAAGAGGAGGGCUUAAGAGAGUCAGCUGGCUAUUAUGAUGAAAGUGAAAGUGAUGAUGAUGAAAAUACAAGAAAUAUUAGAGCUUUAGCUAAAAGGAUUCGUGAGAAAAAAGGCAUUCUUAAAAUUGAAUCUCAGUUGAAAAGGAGUAUUACUAAACCAAAAUUACCGAGAACAGCUAAAAAACGAACACGUAGUGUCAGCAGGCUGAAGAUGGAAAUGAGGCAAUUAGGAGUUGAAUUAGGGGACACAAAAGCUCAUUUUGAUGAUGCUCAAGUGGGUAGAGUGGUGAGAUCAGUCAAGCGAAAGAGAGAAGAUAGCGAAGGAAGAGUACGCAGUAGCUCCAGAAUACCUAGAGACGAAUCUGGUGUUAGAGAUGUCAAGAUGAAGAAGAGGGCUAGAACACUUUCAAAACUGUCUCAACGUGCUAGUAAUAGAUUAGCAAAGAAGGGUGAAGGUGACAGAAAGAUAUUGGACUUAAAACCAAAACAUUUGUUUGUAGGAAAACGUACACUCGGCAAAACAUCUCGUCGAUAAAUAGAGCACCUAUAGUAUUUGUUAUAAAUUAUAAAUACAUUUUAUGUUUGUAAAUUGUUAUUAAAUAUGUACUCACCUUU
Molecule: messenger RNA, 2208 nt
Organism: Parasteatoda tepidariorum (common house spider)
Lineage: Eukaryota; Metazoa; Arthropoda; Arachnida; Araneae; Theridiidae
Product: nucleolar GTP-binding protein 1
Molecular function (GO): GTP binding
Source: RefSeq, a predicted model, not a curated record